AGCUCACUCCUUGCUUUCUCCAUAAUCAUGCCGCGCGCCGAAGUCGGAACCCCCAAAUAUGUCGCCAACAAGAUGAAGUCAAAGGGCCUCCAGCGUCUGCGCUGGUACUGUCAAGUGUGCGAGAAGCAGUGUCGAGACGAGAACGGCUUCAAGUGUCACGCUCAAUCCGAAUCCCAUCUGCGGCAAAUGCUCGUCGUUGGAGAGAACGCGGGCCGCCAUAUCAACAACUACUCGAUGGAGUUCCAGUCAGAGUUUGUCAAACUACUGUCCCGACGAUUCGGGACAAAACGUGUACGGGCGAAUCAAGUCUACCAGGAGUACAUCUCGGAUAAGAGCCACACGCACAUGAACGCAACGCGCUGGGUCACAUUGUCCGAGUUCGUCAAACAUCUGGGUCGUGCCGGUAUAGCUCGGGUGGACGAGACGGAGAAGGGGUGGUUUAUUGCCUGGAUUGACAGCAGCCCCAAGGCACUUGCGAAAGCGGAAGCUUCGCUGAAGAAAGACCGGGCUACAACUUCGGAUGAGCAACGGGAGCGUAUGCUUAUUGCUGAACAAAUCGAGCGGGCCAACGCCACGAACGAGGCAUCCUCUUCGACAGUCGUGACAGAAUCGACUACACCACCAGCUGACGAAGGCCUGAAGCGCGAAGAAGGGACUGAGAAAGUCGUUCUUUCCUUCGCAGCAAAGCCCAUGACGGCGCCUGCUUCCUCUGGACCUGUUGGAUUCUCGUUCAAAUCCAAUCCCCUCAAAGCCGCGAACCCUCUCAAAGCGAAUCCAUUGAAGAAGCCGAACGUCUUCAAGGCAUCCAGCGCGGCGAUCCCUCCUGAGAGCGAGGCCUCGUCGAACGACAAGAAGAGGCCCGCUUCUGCGAUGACUGCUGCUGAGCGGGUGAUCCAAGAGGAUAAGGAACAUCAAGAGAGGAAACGGAGACGAAUGGAGGGCGGUUCAUGAUACUGAUAGCACUAUCAGUAGUGGUAGUAUGCGCGCUGUAAUAACAUCUGUAUCUUACUUGAUAGCGUCGAGGCAUUGACUAUGUUCACAUAAUAUCAUGUCAUGCAACAAGAAGGCCAUGGCUGCCCGUACA
Molecule: messenger RNA, 1084 nt
Organism: Mycena citricolor
Lineage: Eukaryota; Fungi; Basidiomycota; Agaricomycetes; Agaricales; Mycenaceae
Source: the annotation of a GenBank genome assembly